UUUUUUUUUUUUUUUUUUGGUUUUUCGAGACAGGGUUUCUCUGUGUAGCCCUGGCUGUCCUGGAACUCACUCUGUAGACCAGGCUAGCCUCGAACUCAGAAAUCCGCCUGCCUCUGUCUCCCAAAUGCUGGGAUUAAAGGUGUGCGCCACCAUGCCUGGCUCAAGACCCAAGUUCUUAAAGGAGUGCCACAAGCUGGUAACUAACCUCUGGGGUCCUCUGAGACCCAAGCUGUGGCAGGUGGGUCUCCAAAAGGAGAGUGACUACAGUAGUUGUGACUUGUUUAGUUGAUGGUUACACAGUGCACACUGUAAUAAAGUGUCAGUGUUACCUGUGAAUAUGUAAGAAGACAUAAUGGGGGGAGACAGACAGACAGACAGACAGGCAGGCAGACACUGAGACUGUCUAGACCCUUGACUUCAGCCCCAGGAGAGAACACAGAAAGUCAGAGGCACAAGGAUGUGUGUAUGCUGACUGCGUGUGGUGGUGUGGACUGUAUCAUUGUCUUUUUGGUUUCCUAAGACAGUCUUAUGUGGUCUAGGCUGGCCUGGAACUCAGUUUGUAGCUGAUCAACCCUUGAUCCUCCUGCCUCUGCCUCCCGAGCGCUGGGGUUACAGACAUGCGCCACUAUCCCCAGCUCACAGUUUUCCCUUGAAGCACUAGGUCUGAGGGUUUAUGAGGCCCUGAAGUAAGAGAAGAGUCUUUCUGAAAGUUAGAGCCAGAGGUCAGGGCCAGAGAUAGAGACUUACAAGAGUCACUUAGUAAUUAGAACGUGUGUUCAGCUAGGUGUGGUGGGCCUCUGUGAGUUUAAGGCCAGCCUGAUCUACAUAGUGAGUUCCAGGCCAGCCAGGGAUAUAUAGUGAGACUCUGUCUCAAAAAUAAAUAGAUUGUUGUGGGGCUAGGAAUUGAACCUAGGGCCUCGAGGCCUAGGCAAGUGCUCUGCUACUGAGCCGCGUUCUCAAACCAUGCAGGUAGUUUUAGUGUUGUGAAGAGUUACGUUCUUGAUUGUGUAAUCUUGAGUGCUCAUUUGUUUUGAUAAGCAUUUCAGUUGGGAAAAUAUGACGACUUUCUCAGAUUUUAUUUCAUUACUUAUAUUGAAUGUUUUUCUAUUUUCCUUUGAAUAUUCCAAGUUUAAUACAAAAAGGAAAAAACAUUUACUUGCUAUUUAGUAACCGAGUACAACGAUCCUGUCUCCUGUUCAGUGCUUUCAAGUCCCAACACUUAAGUGGCUCUAUGUCCCCCAGUCCCUGGAGCCUCUGCCCUGCCUUCGCAUGUCUGUCACAACCAUUUGCUGAAGAGUCAAAACACUUCCUUACACAUUUUUUUUCUUCUGAGCCAGAAAACUACUUUGUGCCAAAGCUAAGUAGGUCUUGCAUUCUGAGAGGCUGGAACUCAGCUUCCAACUCAGCACAUGACUAUCAUGUGGGCUGUCGACUGGCCAGCGCCCUCCUCCCUGGCUACCGCUGCAGAACUGCAAACGCCCUAGAGACAGCUGGCCGGCAGCAGCUUCCUGAUUCACACAGGCAGGGCUGUGGCUUUUCAGCUGCCAGAAGAGCCAUUGCCCAGGCUCGGAGCAAAGUGAGCCCCAUUGUGGCUGUUCACCACCGAGAAGGUGAGCCCCCUGCGUCACUAACAGAGCAAAAGCUUGUUUAGGGCUCUCUGCUGCUUUCAGACCACCGGACAAGGUCUCACUGUGCAGCCCUGAGCAGCCUGGAAUGAAGUUGUGCACCCCCACAGCCAGCUCUGAGGCUGUUCUUCACCAAACCUGAGGAGCAUAGACAUAGUACAUCCCAAACAUCUGAAAACUGUGGGCCCUAAAAUCCCUUUUUAGAUGUGGAAACAGUAUAAUCUCAAGCUGAGGCCAAGAUAGGAGAGAAGGGGAGUAAAGUUAUUUAAACACAGCAAUGUUCUCGGGCAGGAGAGGUGGCUCAGCAGGUGAAGGUAUUUACCACCAAGCCUGAUGACCAGAGUUUAAUUCCCUGGUGAAAGAAAAGAACUGACUCCCAAAAGCUGUCUUUAACUUCCACAUGCUUGCACACACACACCAAAUAAAUGUUAAAAGAAAUAUUCUUUAGAUGACAAUAGAUAGUUUAUAGGUAGGUAGGUAGGUAGGUAGAUAGAUAGAUAAAAGGUAGGUAGGAAGGUAGAUAGAUGGUUUAUAGAUAGUUUACGGAUAGACAGAUAAUAGACAAUAGAUGGAGAGAGAGAGGAGAGAGGAGAGAGAGAGAGAUAUUAAGCUGAACAAGGUCCCAUUCCUUUGGGCAGCAGUGAGAGCAGCAGGCAUCCAUGGUGUGAGCUUGUGACAGCCAAGGGGGAGACUGUAGGAGGCAGACAGGGUUCUUCUAUACCUUAGACACACACAAGUGUCACACACCUAAGUGUCACACACCUGUAGGAGGCAGACAGGGAUUCUCUAUCCCUUACACACACAAGUGUCACACACCAGGCCAGGCACCUCCUGCACAUUAUCUCAUUUAGUUUUCCUAAUUAAAGAUUAUUAUAUGGUAAAGAAUCUAAGACUCAGAGAAGUUGUGUAGAUUGCCUCAGGCCACACAGUCGACGAGUGGCAGAACCAGAAAAGCCUGAAGUCACUCCUGUGUGUGGUGCUGUGUUCUUGACACGCUGGUCUCCAUUGACAAACUGGUCAGCCCCAGUUAAGGCUUUGCCUUUCAGAGGCUUUUCCUGUCCAUAUAGAACAGCGUGGUUUCUGAGCCCGAUAACUCUUUAGUUGUUGGAGGUGGGGCUCAGUUUUUAAACCUAGAGUGACUUUCCUCCUUUCAUUAGUUUUAAAUCCAGAUUAUUUUAAUUAGUACAUUUCAGGGUCCUGACAGUCAGACAGGUUUAUUUACCUGCCUGAGACUGAGAAGCUGGUUGCAGCUUCAGCUGUGAGGGGCAGAGCUGUGAGGUCUAGGGAGGCAGCUGUACAGAGCCUAGCCAUUGGCUGCUCUGCAUGCGGGCUCCGCAGUGCUUCAGCCUGCAGCUCCCGAAGCCUUUGUGGCAUCAAAAGGCCACUUUGAUUCAUCCUCAGCACAGGGUUAACCAGUGACCUUAGCCUCAACAGGCCAGAACCCCAGUCCUGGCUGCUUUUCUGUGACUGUGGAUGCCGGCAAGAUAAGUCACUGUGAGUUUUCUUCAGUCCUUGGGUUGUCAGCAGCAGAGUUGCUGCUAUAGAACACGAGAUGAGCCCCAGCAGCAUCCUCUGGGACACAGCAACAGUGAUGGCCUCUCCACCUCAUCUGCCUUGGGGCCUGUCUGGUGCUUGGCACACAGCCUUCGCUCCUGGCAACGCCUAGUCUUCUGGCACACCCUCUUCCUCUGGAGCAAGCCCUUUCCUAGCCUUCCCUCAACCCCCUCCCAUAAUUCUGUCUUCUUCCAUGGAACUGUUCUGUCUUAAGUCUUUCUGCUCUCUGGAAUGCUCUCUGAGCCCUCCCUGAGUGGUGUGCAUUUGCCCCUGGGCAUGGUCACCAGCGAUGGCUGGCCAGGGCCUGAGUCUCCUUUGCAACUAUGCUCUUCUUGAUUCCCAGUGACUUGCCUACUGCCACCGUGUAAGGCGAGUUUUCGGGAUUUUCUGAGAGGCAGUGGUUCUCCCAGGAAGGCUUCCUGGCUUCAUUCUUUCUUUGUCUUGCAGCCUUCCUCCUCCCCAUCCCAGGAUGCAUCUCCUGUGGCUCCCAGUGGCCACUAGCAAAGCUGAACCCCCUGAAGAAGCACCGUGAGCGCAGAAAGCUGCAGGCCAGCCAUCCCGCCAGUGUGUCUCUGGCUGUUCUCCGGUGUGCCAGGCGGUCUUCACAGCUCACCGCUCUGUGCUCAGGAUCCCCUUUGACCCUUCACUGACCUCAUAGCCAACAGAGUGCCUCUAACUACACUCCUUCCCACCCUUUCUCUCUUCCUAGCCAGAGCGCCCUUGUGUGCCUAGUGGCCUGUGCACUUAGUAGUCUGAACACGGAAGGGGUGAUGAGGGCUUUCAUUGUCCCACAGUCUGCCAGCCCCAGGCGCAUGCCUUUCUCAUGCCCAGCAUGGGACUGGGUGCAGGUCUUCUCCACCUGGAAGCUGCCAUCUAGCUGGACCCUGAUCAUCAGAUACCCAUGCUCCUCCUCACUCCCGAGCUGAGGCCUGGCUCUUCUGGCGUCUCUGGCUUCCUCCCUACACCCACACUUUGGCCUCGGCUGUGGUUUGGUAUCUCAUUAAGGCUCUCACAUCAUCUCCUUACCAGCCCAUCAGUUCUCCCCUCCAUCCCUGCCUCUUCCACUUGAGCCACAGGGGACCCCGCCUCCACACACUCAUCCGCUCACCCCAUGCCUGCUUCCCAUGGCUCCUCGGAAGGUCAGCGCCAUCUGUCAGCAUGUUGGCCACCCUCUUCUCCACUGUGGGUCGUGGGGACUAGCGUGAAUGUGCCUCUCAGUCUCUUGACUUUAGGCCACAUCUCUAGCGUUUGGAUCAGACCUCUAAGCUCAUGGCUGUCUGUGACUGACCCCAGGUGGAUUUCCCCCACCUCAGUCUGAGCCUCAGCCUUCAUAGCUGCCAUGGUCGGUGCUGUCCACUGAGGCUCUUGGUGAUUUCAGGUGAGCUGUAAGCCUCUCUGGUAUGGUAAGGUAAGCAUUCCCUUGCCAGAAGGCAAGCUUGCCCAUCAGGCUUGCUAGCCCCUUGUCUCGGUCUUGUCACCUAACCAAGAGGUUCUUUAACAUAGGAGGAGCUGUCUGCAAACCCUUUGUCAGCUUGUCUUUUUUUCUUAUGCUGGAGAUCAGACCUGAUGCUAACCAUGCGCUCUGCCACCAGUUUGUCUUUUAAGGAUUAAUGUGAAGUAGCCGAGUGUAGAUAGCGGCCCAAGAGCUGUUGCAGGACCAUGAAAAGAAAGACAUGUCAAAUUUGUAGCUCAGAGGUGGAGCCUUGCCUAACUGUGAGGCCCUGGGUUCCAGUACACCGGAGAAACAUAUUUGUUUGCACAUGCAUGUGUGCGCGUGCGCAUACACACACACACACACACACACACACACACACACACACAGCAUGAUGUUACUCUCAGAACUCCAAUAGAAUCUAAAUUCUGGGCCACCUUUCUUGCUGUCUUGCUCCCAGGAAAGAGUGAGCUUUGUGUUCCUAACAAGAGACCUACUGCUUGCAUGUCGACUGAAUAUUGGCCGAGCUCCCACUUUCACAGGUUUUGUUAGUUCCCAGGGUGUAGGUCCAUUAGCCAAGACUGGCAGAGUGUCACAAAGCCUUCGUGCAGUGGGGACACUUCCUGCUGUGCUCAAUUCUGGGCAGGCAGGCUUUAUGUGAGUGCUUGCUUCCAGGAGGGGAGAGGGUUGAGACCAGGAGGGGUGGGGGUGAGACCAGGAUGGGUGGGGGGUGAGACCAGGAGGGGUGGGGGUGAGACUAGGAGUGGAGGUAGAUGAGGCCAGGAAGACCAGGAAUGUGUGAUCUUUAAGCCAUAGGGAGCAGGAGGCCAGCCUGAGCUUCAGUGAGAUGCUGAAGGGAAAGAGGAGAUUGUGGAAAACAGUGUGGAGUUUAGAAUUGGACAGACCUGAACUCAUGGCCUUGUCAUGCCACCAACUAGCUGAGUGACACUGGACAAGCCUCUUUGUGCUUCAGUCUCUGCUUCAUCUGUCAAGUUUUUCACCAUUCAGACCUGUCCUGUAGAGGGGCUGCGGCAGUGAGUUAGUUAGCAGUCAAGAAAGAGUGUUCAAAUCCCAACCCCCAGGCAGAUGCCAUUCUCCGACAAGUUCAUCUUACUGGAAGCAAGGGCCUUUUUGUGUAACUCUCUCUUCAGAGCAUCACUGCUGUAGAUGGUGGAUCAGUCACUUUUCCUUGGGCUCUGUAUUUUACUGCCAUUUGUGAUAGAGCCCUAUAUAGUUAGACAGUAGUUUUUGCUCACAGUUGGACUGCAGGUAUUGUUUUUGUUUUUGUUUUUUGAGAAAGGGCAUCUCUUAAUAUCCCUGGCUGGUCUAGAACUCACUCUGUAGACCAGGCUGGCCUCAAACUCAGAAAUCUGCCUGCCUCUGCCUCCCAGGUUCUGGGAUUAAAGGCGUGCGCCACCACUGCCCGGUUAGGUAUUGUUUUAAACUUAGAGUUUAGAUUCAUCUUUUGACCUGUUCAUAUACUUGUUUAUCAAACAUGCUGAAUGGCUUCUAUGUGCUAAGAGCUAUUGCCUGUCCCUUUGUAAACAAAGGAUACAGUCCUGUGUGUUUGUUCACCUGCUUCCUUGGCCCUGUGACUGCUACUUGUGGUCAGUUCCAAAGGAGAAGGACACGGAGGGCAGGAGAAGGUAGCUAAAGUCAGGGCCAUGUGUGGGACUUUAUUCUGGGAAGGAGGGAGAGAGCCACAUAGGCUCCGUAGGGCAGAUGGAAGUAGCUGGGGAGUAUAGACUGUUCUGUUGAGAAGGUCCCAGAAGAUGGGUUUGGACUCUGGUAGGUCAGGCAGGACACCCAUGGAAAGUAAAACAGAGCAAAGUCCCAUUGAGUGCAGGACUUGACCUUGAAGGACUUGCAGCCCCAAGGAAAGAAUGCAGAAGCCAAGACCAUGAAAGUUGCCUGGCGGCCUGUUCCUGCUGGGACACACCCUGUGCUCUGGCACAGCUUCAGGAGUAACCCCGAGAUGAAUGAAAUGUGCCUGGCCACUCAGCAGCUUUCCAGGCAGCUGCUGGCAUAUGAAAAACAGAAUUUUGCACUGGGCAAAGGCGAUGAAGAAGUAAUUUCAACACUACAUUAUUUUUCCAAAGUGAUGGAUGAGCUCAAUGGUCUCCACACAGAGCUGGCCAAGCAACUGGCAGACACUAUGGUUCUCCCUGUUAUACAGUUUCGAGAGAAGGAUCUCACAGAAGUCAGCACUUUGAAGGAUCUCUUUGGACUUGCCAGCAGCGAGCACGACCUGUCAAUGGCAAAGUAUAGCAGGCUCCCUAAGAAGAAGGAGAACGAGAAGGCGAAGACGGAAAUUGUGAAAGAGGUGGCGGCUGCCCGGCGGAAACAGCACCUCUCAUCCCUUCAGUACUACUGCGCACUCAACGCACUGCAGUACCGCAAGCGGGCGGCCAUGAUGGAACCCUUGAUAGGCUUUGCCCACGGACAGAUCAACUUUUUCAAGAGAGGAGCAGAGAUGUUCUCCAAAAGUAUGGACGGCUUCUUGUCAUCCGUUAAAGACAUGGUUCAGAGCAUUCAGGUGGAACUGGAAGCUGAGGCAGACAAGAUGCGGGUGUCCCAGCAAGAGUUGCUUUCGGUCAGUGAAUCUGUUUACACUCCGGACAUUGAUGUGGCCACAGCGCAGAUCAACAGGAACCUCAUCCAGAAGACUGGUUACCUCAAUCUCAGAAACAAGACCGGACUGGUCACCACCACGUGGGAGAGGCUGUACUUCUUCACCCAAGGCGGGAACCUCAUGUGCCAGCCCCGGGGCGCUGUGGCUGGAGGCUUGAUUCAGGACCUGGACAACUGCUCUGUGAUGGCCGUGGAUUGUGAAGACCGACGAUACUGCUUCCAGAUCUCCACGCCCAGUGGCAAACCGGGAAUAAUUCUCCAAGCAGAGAGCAGGAAGGAAUAUGAAGAGUGGAUAUGUGCAGUAAACAACAUCUCCAGGCAGAUCUACCUGACGGACAACCCAGAGGCAGUAGCCAUCAAGUUGAAUCAGACGGCUCUUCAGGCGGUGACGCCAAUUACAAGCUUUGGGAAGAAACAAGAAAGCUCCUGCUCCAGUCAAAACAUAAAAAAUUCAGACAUAGAAGAUGACAAUAUUGUUCCCAAAGCAACAGCCAGCAUUCCUGAAACAGAGGAACUGAUUGCACCUGGGACACCCAUUCAGUUUGAUAUUGUACUUCCGGCAACAGAAUUCCUUGACCAGAACAGGGGUGGCAGGCGCACCAACCCUUUCGGUGAGACGGAGGAUGGCUCAUUCCCUGAAGCAGAAGACUCUCUUCUGCAGCAGAUGUUCAUCGUUCGGUUUUUGGGAUCAAUGGCAGUUAAGACAGACAGCACGGCUGAAGUGAUUUAUGAGGCAAUGAGACAAGUACUGGCUGCUCGAGCUAUUCACAACAUCUUCCGCAUGACCGAAUCCCAUCUCAUGGUCACCAGUCAAACUCUGAGGUUGAUAGAUCCUCAGACUCAAGUGUCAAGGGCCUGUUUUGAGCUUACCAGUGUCACACAGUUUGCUGCUCAUCAAGAAAACAAAAGACUGGUUGGCUUUGUCAUCCGGGUGCCGGAGUCCACAGGAGAAGAGUCUCUGAGCACAUACAUUUUUGAAAGCAACUCAGAAGGAGAAAAGAUAUGCUAUGCUAUUAAUUUGGGGAAAGAAAUUAUUGAGGUUCAAAAGGAUCCAGAAGCACUGGCUCGAUUAAUGCUGUCUGUACCACUAACCAAUGAUGGAAAGUAUGUACUGUUAAACGAUCAAGCAGAUGACACUGGCGGAAGUCCAAGUGAAAACAGAGGCGCAGAAUCUGAAGCAUAACUCAUUUGGGCAUCGGGGGUCAGAGCACGUGGGAAGGAGAGCCACUCCUUAAGCAGUUUUCAACUUCUCUGCCGUACAGGCACAGUGACCUGAAUUUAGAACACCGACAAUCACGUGCGGAGUGUACCCUUGGAUGCCCUGGCACAGAAACUUGGGAGGGAGACAAUAAGAAAUGGGUGAGAGCGUGCCUACACUCUACAAAUGCUAUUUUAGGUGCUUUGUGGUAAGUCUUUGCUUCAGACUGUUGGGUACCCAGAACGAGAGCUAUAAAAAUGCAUUGUUCACUUUAUUUGGAUAGCAGCGCUUCAGUUCCUAGGAUCCUUUUAUAAAUGGUAAAACCCUGGAUUUACAAUUUGUUAAAUACUAAAUAGUUCCUAUUAAUAUGAUCUAUUUUUGUAUUUUACUUAGUUUUAAGUGCCUGUCAUUCUGAAGAUUAUAUAUUUAUAACCCAAUGGUCUCAUGCCUGGACCUCAUGGCACUGCUAUGCAAUUUGGUCUCAAACAGACAGCAAAGCCUUUACAACAGAACCUUUCUGAACCAGCUUUCAUUCAAAAGCUUCAGGUCCUCUUAGAUGCUUUCUCUGGCUACUCACUGUGAGCAAGGGACAGUUCUACUAGUUCCUGUUUCUUCUGAGCCAGACCUUCCUCAAAGGGACCAAUUAAUUUAAAACUCACUUGAAGCUCAGCUGGCUGUGGGGCUGUCUUUGAAGUUCUGGUUUCUACCUUGAUGUUUCUGGUUCGUGGGGUCCUGGACCAAUCUCCAACCCCUAAUUAUGAAGUAAAGGUCUUGAAAUCAUGCAGCAUAAAUUAAUUGUAACCAUCUUCAACAACCUGUCUUUGUAAUAAUUUAGCAAUAAAAACUGUUUCAUCUCAAA
Messenger RNA from Mus musculus (house mouse), 9299 nucleotides. It is a transcript of the gene Appl2, whose product is annotated as adaptor protein, phosphotyrosine interaction, PH domain and leucine zipper containing 2. The record is from RefSeq and is a predicted model, not a curated record. NCBI's taxonomy places the organism in Eukaryota, Metazoa, Chordata, Mammalia, Rodentia, Muridae. Bases 6512 to 8425 code for a protein of 637 amino acids. Gene Ontology annotation, cellular component: endosome; vesicle; bounding membrane of organelle. Gene Ontology annotation, biological process: transforming growth factor beta receptor signaling pathway; regulation of cytokine production involved in inflammatory response; cellular response to hepatocyte growth factor stimulus. The transcript is spliced from 22 exons. Gene Ontology annotation, molecular function: phosphatidylinositol binding; identical protein binding; protein homodimerization activity.